CUCUUCAAUGUAAUCUGGGUUUUUGCUCUUUCACAAGUUUCAAGUUAUCCACUUCUCCCUUUUUUUUUUUCUCUGCUCUGUUUGGUUUCCUAGAAAAUCCUGUGGGAAAAAGUGGAUUGGCUGUGGGUUUUGGUUUGUGGGUGUUUGAUGAUUUGUUCUGUUUUUCUCAUCAUUUGGAAAGAUGGGCACUUUAUUUGAGGACCCAUUAAUGAGAAUCUGAAGUUAACUUUCUUGGCUCUGAGACUGAGAGAAAGGAAGAGAAACCAAAAAAAAAAAAAAAAAUGAAGGAUUUUCCUGGGACACCUGGGACUUUGACUGGCCUUCUUCUCAGGAUUUCACAAUGUGUUUUUGCAGCUGGUUCAAUCGCUUCUAUGGCAACCACUACAAGCUUUUUCAAUUUCACUGCUUUCUGUUACCUGAUCGCUUCUAUGGGUCUUCAAGUGAUCUGGAGCUUUGUCCUUGCAUUGUUAGAUGCAUAUGCCUUGGUGAGAAGAAAGGCCUUCCACAACCUGCUUUUGGUUAGCCUCUUUGUAGUCGGAGAUUGGGUUACGGCGACAUUGUCUCUCGCGGCAGCUUCUGCUUCGGCGGGCAUAACGGUGUUGUACUUUAGUGACUUGGGACACUGCAAUUUCGGAGGAGAAUGCCAAAAGUACCAGAUGUCCGUGUGCUUUGCCUAUCUAAGCUGGGUCACAAUUGCAAUAUCUUCUCUAAUAAUGCUCUGGCUAUUGGCUGCAGGCUAGAGAAUAGAGACCCGUUUUAUUUGUAUAGGUAAAUUGGAUUUGUUCCACUUGUUACAACUGUAGGUUUGCUUGUCUUGUAGAAAGUUUUGAUGUCUUUCAUCUGAGUCAAUAGGAAACAAAAGGAAGAAAUAUUAUCUGAUCGAUUGAAUCGUGUGCAGUUUGGGAGGAGGGGAAAAGAAAUGAUUUUGUAAGAUCAGAAAAAUGGUAAUUAGUACUUGCCUAGUAAAGGGUUUAAGUUUUU
Morus notabilis is the source of this 981-nucleotide messenger RNA. Its product is annotated as CASP-like protein 5B3. Lineage: Eukaryota; Viridiplantae; Streptophyta; Magnoliopsida; Rosales; Moraceae. The record is from RefSeq and is a predicted model, not a curated record. Bases 282 to 740 code for a protein of 152 amino acids. Gene Ontology annotation, cellular component: plasma membrane. The transcript is spliced from 3 exons.